Molecule: messenger RNA, 1449 nt
Organism: Aspergillus niger
Lineage: Eukaryota; Fungi; Ascomycota; Eurotiomycetes; Eurotiales; Aspergillaceae
Exons: 8
Coding region: 1-1449 (482 amino acids)
Biological process (GO): transmembrane transport
Cellular component (GO): membrane
Molecular function (GO): transmembrane transporter activity
Source: RefSeq, a predicted model, not a curated record
AUGGCCAGGAACAGCGAUGUUGAACAUUCGAUCGAGCUGCGUGCUCCAACGAACCGGGAUUCUGGCACGCCAAGUAAGGCUACUUUCAGCGACGAUGCUUACGAGCUGGCCAGGGUCGGAAAGAAGGAGGUUGGUGGUCCCGCCGGUCUGGUGUAUGGCUUUCUUGGAGUAUGGGCAGGCAUCAUUUCCGUGUUCAUUUCGAUGGGGGAGCUAGCCAGUAUGAUGCCUUCGGCGGGCGGACAAUAUCAUUGGGUGAGCAUCUUGGCCCCCAGGUCGGCCAGGAAGUUUCUCAGUCAUGUCACUGGCUCGGUCUGCAUCAUUGCGUGGACGGCUGCCCCCACAGCCGCCAUCUACCUGGCCGCCAGUGUUCUGCAGAGCACCAUUGCCAUGAACAUCCCCAGCUAUGACCCCAAAGGAUGGCACAUCACGCUGAUCAUGUGGGCGAUUUUGCUCGUCUGCACAGUUCUGAAUACUUGGCUGGGGAUGAUCUUACCGGUCAUUGAAGUGCUUAUUCUUCUUGUCCAUGUGCUUGGCUUCUUCGCCGUCUUGGUUCCGCUGGUCUAUUUGGGGCCCAAGGCUGAUCCGCGAUCGAUCUUUACUGUAUCCUUCGAUUACGGUGGCUGGGGUGAUCUCACCUUGGCUACUUUUAUCGGAUUAAAAGGCACUGUGGCUGCAUUUGUUGGCACGGAUGGCGCUGUUCAUAUGGCCGAAGAAGUCGCCAACAGCAGCCGGGUCGUUCCCCGCUCCAUGCUGUUGGCCCUCAUGAUCAACGGUGCAACUGGCUUUGCCAUUCUGAUUGCCUUCCUCUUCACCGCUGGAGACCUGCUGAAGAUUGUGGAAUCCAGUGCCUCGUACCCCUUCAUGUACAUGCUGGCGAGCUCGACCGGCAGUAAGGGUGCCGCCGUGGUUCUCUCCAGUAUGAUGGCCAUUCUGCAAGCGUGCGCAGGACUCGCGGGGAUUUCUUCCGGCAGUCGGAUGCUGUGGUCAUUCUCCCGCGAGCAGGCCAUUCCCGGCUGGCGCUGGGUGCGACAGGUGAACCAACGGACUCUCGUGCCCUUCCACAGCACGUUGGUGGUGGUUGUCGCGGCCGGUCUGCUCAGCCUGAUUAACAUCGGGUCGGCAGUGGUGCUGAACAUCAUCCUGUCGCUGGUGCUGGAGGCCUUCUUUGCCUCAUACAUGAUCUCUCUAACUCUCCUGCUCUAUCGCGGCGGUGUCCUCAACUGGGGGCCCUUCCGGGUCAAAGGGUGGUUGGGCACGGCGAAUAACAUUUUUGCCAUUGCCUACUCGAUCAUCAUGAUGUUCUUCGGCUGCUGGCCACCGGAGAACCACCCUGCCCCGAAGAAUAUUAACUACAGCAUUGUCAUCUUCGCGGGAGUUACCCUCAUCAGUAUCAUCUACUAUGUGGGAUGGGCGCGGAAGCACUACCAGGGUCCGCUAGCCGAGCUUUAG